AUGGCAAAGGAUUUGGAUUUGGAAGAAAUUCUUAAUUUUGCCAUCGAGUGCGCAAAAACUGUCGGUCCAAUCAUCAAGGAUGGCUAUUACAGAAAAAAGAAUAUCGAGGAGAAACUUGGGCCGGCAGAUCUCGUGACUGAAUAUGACAAGAAAGUUGAGGAAACGAUCGUUGGAAUGAUAAAAAACAAGUAUCCGACUCAUGAGAUUAUCGGAGAAGAGUCUGCCUCUGAGAAUAUUGUUUUGACGAAGGCCCCAACUUGGGUGAUUGAUCCUAUCGAUGGCACGACUAAUUUCAUCUCGCAAUUUCCUUACUGCGCUACUCUUAUCGGCUUCAUGGUUGAUCGACUACCAGUUGUUGGUGUUGCUUACAAUCCGAUCUUAGAUGAACUCUUUGCUGCUCGAAAAGGAAACGGAGCAACUAAAAAUGGCGAAAAGAUAACUGUCAACGAUACAAAAGAAGUCCGCAAUUCUUUAAUCAUCACAGAGUUCGGUAGCAGCAGAGAUGACAAAAGAAUGGACAUCGUUCUCGAAAACAUGAAAUCAACAAUCAUGACUCCCUCUAGAGGGAUCAGAGCGCUGGGAGCAUGUGGACCAAACGUUUGUUGUGUUGCUAGUGGCCAAGCUGAUCUGCUGUUUGAAACAGGGAUGCAUAUUUGGGAUAUUUGCGCUGUUAGUAUAAUUCUUGAAGAAGCAGGUGGCUGCGUUAUGAACAUGGACGGAUCUACACCUCUCAACUACCUGAAUAGAAAGUACAUCGCUUCGUGUACUCCAGAGCUGGCGCGAGAAGUCGCUUCGAAAUUAAAACCGAUCGAAGUCCCUGCCGAUGGCGUUGAAAGCCAAGACUAG
Oikopleura dioica is the source of this 846-nucleotide messenger RNA. The record is from the annotation of a GenBank genome assembly. Lineage: Eukaryota; Metazoa; Chordata; Appendicularia; Copelata; Oikopleuridae.